AUGGCUUCCGCGCUCGAUUCAUUCAUGGGCUACCUGCGCGUUCCGCUCAUUGCAUCGUCUGGAAUCGCUGCCCUGCUGAGCGGCCUCCUCUACUUCAAGCAAAAUGAGAUCAUAUAUCCGCGAAACUUUCCCCCGGAUGCUCGCACAAACGUACCCAGACCCUCGCAAUUUGGCAUCACAGACUCUGAAGAGUUAUUUAUUCCUACACCGGAUGGCGAGUCACUAAGUGCCUUUCUCAUCCGAGCCAACAGGCAACAUGCGCGCAACGUUACCAUCCUCAUGUUCCACGGCAACGCGGGCAAUAUAGGUUAUCGUCUUCCCAUCGCAAAGAUACUGGAGAACGAGCUGCGAUGCAAUGUGCUGAUGUUACAAUAUCGCGGUUAUGGCCUAUCAUCUGGUAACCCCAAUGAAAAGGGGCUCAUGAUUGAUGCACAGACUGGACUCGACUACAUUCGCCAACGACACGAACUUCGCGACACCAAAAUCGUAAUCUACGGCCAGAGUAUUGGCGGCGCUGUUGCUGUGGGGUUAGCUGCUAGGAACCAAAGAGAAGGCGACAUUGCAGCCAUCAUCCUGGAAAAUACCUUUACUUCCAUGAGAAAACUUAUACCAACCGCCUUUCCUCCUGCUCGUUUCCUAGCACCCCUAUGCCACCAAAUAUGGCCCACAGAAGAGACGAUUUCCAAGAUUACAAAGAUACCCAUCCUUUUUCUUAGCGGUCUCAAGGACGAAAUUAUUCCACCCUCGCACAUGACGCGAUUGUUUGACGUUUGCAAAGCCCCAAAAAUAUGGAGAGAACUACCAAAUGGUAGCCACAACGAUACUGUUGCGGAGCCUCAUUACUUCCAAUACAUCGAGGAGUUUUUGAAUAAGUUCGUGGCACGGUGA
Bipolaris sorokiniana ND90Pr is the source of this 888-nucleotide messenger RNA. RefSeq lists its product as uncharacterized. Gene Ontology annotation, molecular function: palmitoyl-(protein) hydrolase activity. The coding region runs from base 1 to 888 and encodes 295 amino acids. The record is from RefSeq and is a predicted model, not a curated record. The transcript has 4 exons. NCBI's taxonomy places the organism in Eukaryota, Fungi, Ascomycota, Dothideomycetes, Pleosporales, Pleosporaceae. Gene Ontology annotation, cellular component: membrane.